AUUUUCCGUAAGCUUCUCGAAUCUCAAACCCAGUGUGUACCACCUCCAAACCCUAACCUAACCAAAACAUCCUCUUCCUCUUCCUCUUCCUCUUCCCCGCAGGGAGCCUCAUCGCACUGCUCCACAACUUCACAUCUUCGCUCAAUUCGAUUGUUCCUCAAUUUCAUUGGAAAUAUAUCAACUUCAAUUUUUCAUUUGAUGCCGAUACAAGAUGCCUCCUAAACAAUCAAAAGCUGAGGUAGCGAAGAAGCAGAAGGUUGUGGAGGACAAAACCUUCGGUCUCAAGAACAAGAACAAGAGCAAAGCGGUUCAGAAAUAUGUCCAGAAUCUCAAGUCAUCCGUGCAGCCCAAAACCGAUCCCAAAAUCGAAGCCAAGAAAAAGAAGGAGGAGGAGAAGGCCAAGGAGAAGGAGCUAAAUGAUUUGUUCAAAAUCGCUGUUAGUCAGCCUAAAGUGCCAGUUGGUGUUGAUCCGAAGUCCAUAUUAUGUGAGUUUUUUAAAGUGGGACAGUGUGCCAAGGGCUUCAAGUGCAAGUUCUCUCAUGAUUUGAAUGUUCAGAGGAAAGGGGAAAAGAUUGACAUAUACAGCGAUCAGCGUGAUGACGAGGACACUAUGGAGGAUUGGGAUCAAGCCACCUUGGAGAAGGUGGUGGAGUCAAAGAAAAACGAGUUUAAUCAGAACAAACAAACUGACAUAGUCUGUAAAUACUUUUUGGAUGCGGUAGAGAAGAAGCAAUAUGGUUGGUUUUGGGAAUGUCCCAAUGGUGGUAAGAAUUGCCACUAUAGACAUGCACUCCCUCCUGGAUAUGUUUUAAAAUCUCAAAUGAAGGCUUUGUUAGAUGAAGAAUCUGAAAAAAUAUCAAUUGAAGAGGAGAUUGAAAAUCAGCGCGCCAAAGUGGCCACUACAACUCCUAUGACUACUGAGUUAUUCUUUCAAUGGAGGAAGAAGAAGACAGAAGAGAGAGAUGCUAAAUUGGCUUCACAACAGGCAGAGAGGGCUAAGAAUGACCGAAUGAGCGGUCGUGAGCUAUUUUUGUCAGAUGCUAGCUUGUUUGUGGAUGAUGAUGAAGCAUAUGACCAGUACCAAAGAGAACCUGAAACUGAACAGAAAGCUGCUGAAGAAGGUCCUAGCUCCUCGGCAGCAGCUGGUGCUGAUGCUGAAGUUCCUGAUCCUGAUGACGAUGAUGAUGAAUUGGACCUUGAUGAGCUGAAUGAACUGGAAGCAAGCUUAUCCAAGACAUCAAUCCAAAUAAAGGAAUAAGGAGCUGAAGCUUAAUCCUGAAAUUAGAAUGUGAUAUUUUUAUACCUCUGUUGAACAUGAGCAUUUGCCUGUAGCCACUCGCUCCCCUAGCUUCCAAGGAAGUUUUUUGAAUGAAGCCUUUGAUGAUGAUAAUGAAAUCACUAUUUGCUGCAUCUCAUUUGGUACCUAUUAGAUGACAGUUUGUGGUACGAUCCACUUUUCUGUACUUAGGUCUCAUUGCACUUACAAUUGACUCUUUUUUAUUUGUGUUUGAGCAUGGUAAACUUGUGCGGACUGUAUCUGAUUUUAUUCUUGAGUUAUACCUAUUUUGAAAA
Messenger RNA from Lotus japonicus, 1572 nucleotides. Its product is annotated as zinc finger CCCH domain-containing protein 11. Gene Ontology annotation, molecular function: mRNA binding; metal ion binding. The transcript is spliced from 8 exons. The record is from RefSeq and is a predicted model, not a curated record. Gene Ontology annotation, biological process: cytoplasmic translation. Gene Ontology annotation, cellular component: cytosol. Bases 212 to 1258 code for a protein of 348 amino acids. NCBI's taxonomy places the organism in Eukaryota, Viridiplantae, Streptophyta, Magnoliopsida, Fabales, Fabaceae.